Molecule: messenger RNA, 3474 nt
Organism: Marasmius oreades (fairy-ring Marasmius)
Lineage: Eukaryota; Fungi; Basidiomycota; Agaricomycetes; Agaricales; Marasmiaceae
Exons: 7
Coding region: 115-3096 (993 amino acids)
Biological process (GO): proton export across plasma membrane; regulation of intracellular pH
Cellular component (GO): plasma membrane
Molecular function (GO): P-type proton-exporting transporter activity; ATP binding; ATP hydrolysis activity
Source: RefSeq, a predicted model, not a curated record
CCCGAUCCUCCUCCUCUACCCACUCGUAAUUUUUUUCUCUUUCCGCUGAACAGGCUCAUAGUCGUGCUCCUCGUCCCCCGCUUCCUCCAAGGCGCGAGCCUCUCUUUCUAGAUCAUGGCAAACAUUGAAAAGGAACCUGGCCCUCAAGGCGACUCUCCUACCCCAGCCACGCCAGCUGGCGAGCCAGAAAAAAAGAAGAGAGAAUACAAAGAUUUGGAACACGAUAAUGGUGGUCCUACUCACGCCAAUGUUGACAUGUCGACGAUCCAACUCCGUGCUGAGGAUCUGUACGACAAGGAAAAGGUCGACUUGGAAACUAUUGUCAUUGAGGACGUCUUCAAACUAUUACAAUGCGACGAGAAUGGUCUAACUUCAGAGGAAGCUACACGUCGUCUUGAACUCUUCGGUCCUAACAGGCUCGAGGCCGAGGACCAGAAUCCCUUCCUCCAGUUCCUGAGUUUUAUGUGGAAUCCUCUUUCCUGGGUCAUGGAAGCCGCUGCUCUCGUCGCCAUUGCACUUUCAAACGGUGAAGGCAGAGCCCCGGAUUGGCCCGACUUCGUCGGUAUCGUCCUCCUGCUCUUCAUCAACUCCGCUAUCGGUUUUUACGAAGAGCGUAACGCUGGUAAUGCCGUUAAAGCACUCAUGGACUCACUUGCCCCCAAGGCCAAAGUCAAGCGUGGUGGCAACUGGUCAGAAAUCGAGUCCGCGGACUUGGUUCCUGGUGAUAUGGUUUCCUUCAAAAUCGGUGACAUUGUUCCGGCGGAUUGUCGUUUGACGGAGGCCAUCAACGUGUCUAUUGAUCAGGCUGCUCUUACCGGUGAAUCUUUGCCUCAGUCCAAGAAGACCGGUGAUCAAUGUUUCUCUGGUUCUACCUGCAAGCAAGGUGAAGCGGAAGGUGUGGUAAUCUCUACCGGUGCCAACACCUUCUUCGGUCGUGCCGCCUCCCUUGUUGGACAGGAUGACGAUACUACCGGUCAUCUCCAAAAAAUUCUGGCUCAGAUUGGUUCAUUCUGUCUAAUUGCCAUCGGUCUUUUCGUCUUCCUCGAGAUCGUCAUCUUAUACCCGAAGUUCAAGUAUACUUACCGGCGUGGUCUCGAUAACAUCCUUGUCCUCUUGAUCGGUGGUAUUCCCAUUGCCAUGCCCACUGUCCUUUCUGUCACCCUUGCCGUCGGAGCUCAGCAACUCGCUAAGCAUAAGGCCAUUGUCACUCGUAUCACAGCUAUCGAAGAGUUGGCCGGUGUCACCAUCCUGUGUUCUGACAAGACUGGAACGCUCACCACCAACAAACUCACCAUUGACCGAAACACCAUCCGUACUUACGGCCCUUUCUCUGCAGAGGAUGUCAUUCUUCUUGCUGCCUACGCUUCUCGUACGGAAAACCAGGAUGCCAUUGAUAUGUCUGUUGUGCAGGCUAUUGGUGACCCUGCUCGUGCCCGUGCCGGUAUCAAACUCCUCGAGUUCAAGCCAUUCAACCCUGUUGACAAGCGUACGGAGAUCACCUACCGUGAAGAGUCUACCGGUAAACUCAAGCGAGUCACUAAGGGUAUGACUGGUAUCAUCAUCGAGUUGUGCUCACGAAACAAGACAUCUGACUUGGAGGAUAAACUCGAGGCAGACGUCGAAGAGUACGCUCAGCGUGGUCUCCGUGCUUUGGCCGUUGCGUAUGAGGAAAUCGAUGGUGAUGAUCCUGAGGCAGAGGGUAACGGUUUCGAACUGAUUGGUCUAUUGGCGAUAUUCGAUCCUCCCCGUGAUGAUACCAAGCAGACUAUUGACGACGCUAUUGCUUUGGGAGUAAAGGUCAAGAUGGUCACUGGUGAUCAACUGGCUAUUGCGAAGGAAACGGGUCGUCGUUUGGGUUUGGGAGACCACAUGUACCCCGCCAAAGUGUUGAAAGACGGUCCUUCCCCUGGUGGCAAACACGCUUCCCUCGACGAGAUGAUUCUUGAUGCGGACGGUUUCGCCGGAGUGUUCCCCGAGCACAAGUACGAGAUUGUCAAGAGACUGCAAGGUCUCGGUCACUUGUGUGCAAUGACUGGAGAUGGUGCCAACGACGCCCCCGCUCUCUCGAGGGCAAACGUAGGUAUCGCAGUGGAGGGUGCCACUGAUGCUGCACGAGGAGCUGCUGAUAUUGUCUUGACGGAGCCUGGUCUUUCAACCAUCGUGCACGCUAUCCGUGGAUCUCGUAUUAUCUUCCAACGUAUGCGAAACUACUCCAUCUACGCCUGUGCUGUUACUAUCCGUAUCGUCGUUUGCUUUGCUAUCCUCGCCUUCGCCUACCAAUUCGACUUCCCUCCGUUCAUGAUCCUGAUCAUUGCUUUGCUCAAUGAUGGAACCAUCAUGACUUUGUCUGUUGACAGGGUGUUACCAUCAAUGACGCCGGAUAGCUGGGAUCUUGCUGAGAUCUUCGCGUUCGCUGUUGCGUAUGGUCUCUACUUGACCCUGUCGACCAUUGCUCUCGUAAUUAUCAUCAUGGAAACAACCUUCUUCCAGGACAAGUUCGGAGUCAGUCUUGAAACCAACCCCGUCGUCGCCAACGACCGUCAAUUCCAUAUGGUUAUCUACCUCCAAGUCGCCAUCAUUUCGCAAGCUCUGAUCUUCGUCACUCGUUCGCAUGGAUUCUUCUUCAUGGAGAGACCCAGUUUUGCUUUGAUGGGUGCCUUCUGCAUUGCCCAGUUGAUUUCGAGUAUCAUCGCUGCCUAUGCUAACUGGGGCUUCACUCAAAUCCAGGGAAUCAGUGGUGGAUGGAUUGGUAUCGUUUGGGUCUGGAAUAUCAUCUGGUUCGUUCCCCUGGAUUGGAUCAAAUUCGCAAUGAAGGCCACUAUCAUCAAGUAUCUCCGUAACAGAAGACUUGCGGCGGCUGCCAAUGCACCUAGGUCGGAUGAGGGUGUUCCGAUGACCCGUACCCAAUCCCGUGCUGCUUCCAUACACGAAUCAUUGUACUCCAACCGUGUCGGAUUCCUGAGACGGGCAGCGCGGAAAGUCGGGUUCGGUGGAAGAGUUAGUAUCAAGCCUGAGGAGUUGCAAAGAUUCAGCAGCUACCAAGCUCAGAACACUGGUCAGACUUUGGCUAGGAACCCGAGUCGGACUGCUGUAUAGAGUGAUGGAUUGAACUCCAGGGGUCACGGAUGAUGGACAGAGUCAGAGGAAAACUCUUUUCUCUUUCGACUAAUUUAAGAAUAUCUUCGAUUUCAUACUGAAUACCUUUCCACUCCUUUGAUUUUUCCCCUCCUCUUCGUCCUGUACAUCCCCCUCCUGAUUGAACCGCAGCGUAUCAUAUACACUCGCACGGCACUACAUCACAUACCUACAGAUUAUCGUUUUGUCUACAACAUAUCUUUUUUUACUCCUUUACCCUGUACCUAGCGUUUCUUAAUGAAGAGAAUAUAGAAAUGAGUUGUAAUUUACCAAGAAUUUGACUUUAUUUAGAGAGCGUCUUAUUGGGGACACGUAAUUCAUAGAUCUGGAUCAUACCGG